CUCACUAAUCAUCACUUUGCUUUACCUUGUUUUCCGAUGCGUUUCUUCUUAUGCGGUCCAGGUCUAAUCAUAACCCAUCUUCUUUACAAAACAGCUCUUGUUUUAGCGGUCUUAAGAUGGCUCUUCUCUUGGCCUCUUAAUCUCAGCUUUAAACACAUCAAUUCCUUCUUUUCUUCUUCAUCUGUUUCCUCGCAAAUGAUCAGAGACAACCUGGCCCUCACCACCUUCGGAGACGCCAAGGAAAGGAUGCCUUGGGUUUCCGACACCUGUGCUGUCUGCUUGUCUGACCUCGAGGAAGGUGAUGAUGUCCGGGAACUGAGGAACUGCUGCCACGUGUUCCAUCAAGAUUGCAUUGAUAGAUGGGUCGACCAUGACCAUGACCAUCAUGAUGAUCAUGACCAUAAUCACAGUACUUGUCCCCUUUGCAGAUCUCCUUUAGUCACUUCUUCUCAAAGCUUGGUUCGGCCUAACAAUGAACCCAGUUGGGCCGUUGAUCGCCUGCUCUACCUAUUUGGGGAUGAUCUCCUUCCUUAGUUUAAAUCCACCCUUAAUUAUCUAUUUUUUA
Messenger RNA from Hibiscus syriacus, 565 nucleotides. Its product is annotated as E3 ubiquitin-protein ligase ATL4-like. Gene Ontology annotation, biological process: protein ubiquitination. Gene Ontology annotation, molecular function: ubiquitin protein ligase activity. Lineage: Eukaryota; Viridiplantae; Streptophyta; Magnoliopsida; Malvales; Malvaceae. The record is from RefSeq and is a predicted model, not a curated record. Bases 37 to 534 code for a protein of 165 amino acids. The transcript has a single exon.